Chaetomium globosum CBS 148.51 is the source of this 234-nucleotide messenger RNA. RefSeq lists its product as uncharacterized. The record is from RefSeq and is a predicted model, not a curated record. Gene Ontology annotation, cellular component: mitochondrion. Gene Ontology annotation, biological process: translation. NCBI's taxonomy places the organism in Eukaryota, Fungi, Ascomycota, Sordariomycetes, Sordariales, Chaetomiaceae. The transcript has 2 exons. The coding region runs from base 1 to 234 and encodes 77 amino acids.
AUGGCAAAGAAGGCCAAGUCACGCAUUAUCAAUGUGCGCCUCCUCUCCAUGGCCAUGACGGGCUACUUCUACACCUUCACCCGCGCGCGGACGGCCCUGCCCAUGAGCAUGAUCAAAUACGACCCUAUCAGUACGAACCCCCCGCCCGAAAUCCAUAUCCCCCCAUUGAACACCCCUCCUCCGAAUCCCCAAAAGAAUACAGUCAAGGACAGCUCGGGAAUGAAAGAGAGGUAG